AACAUUUCCAAAAGUAAACAAAUAUGGCGCGAGGUGUGUGGAGUGGAAGCAUGGUCGUGUGUUAUAUUGUUUUCUUAUAUUUGUUCUCAGUCGGGUAUAGAGCUGACCCUGACUUUGACCUUGACCUGAGCCACUACGGAACUCACUUUGUGAUCAGCUCGGCCCUGAACGACUACAACACGACCCUCGGGGAGGAUGACGUCAUAUGGAUCCUCCAGAUCCUCAACCCUACGACAAAAACUGCGAGGCUAAAAAUAGAAGUGGCUGGUACGGUCAGCAAGAUGGCGCACGUGGGGGCAUUGCGCGCGCAGAAUGUUCACGUCUCGCCAUUGAUGAGGUCUGAGCAGGUCGGCUUGACCCAGUCCCUGGUCGUCUGGUCUACGGACGCCGUGUCUGUCACUGUCAUCAACAACGGCAGGUCCCACGAGGGUCUGUUGGCUUUCCCCGUCAGCGUCUUUGGUACUCAGUACAUAGUCGUCACGCUUCCAGGUAACCCAGUGCUGCAGGUGCUGACCUCCCAUGACCUGACGCACGUGACCAUCCAUUUCACCGACAUGUCACGUGACCUUGAGGCCAGCGAUCAACACAAGUUCAAGGUCGUGUAUAACGGUGAGACCUACACGCCCGGCUCGACCUUGGAGGUGACGAUAGAGUCCAAGUACCAGGUGUUUCAAUUCCAUGACUGCCACGCCCACCAUCGGCUGAGGUCUGACUUCACAGGUACGUUGAUCACAUCAAGUUUACCGGUCGGCGUGAUCUCAGGCAACUGUGUGACAAAUUCCAACCCAGAUGAUGAUCACGGCAGCCAUCUUGAAGAAAUGCUUGUCCCCAUCUCCAGCUGGGGUUACCAUUUCUACAUAGCCACCCCUAGCGCCGGCUACCCGACCCAGACCCGCAUACGGGUCGUCUCCCUGACAUUUGGCGUCCUGAGGCUCCACACAGGCCCGGGGGGACUCCACACAGACCCGGGGGGACUAGAGGACACCCAGCAGGUUGAUGGCAGGACCGUUGCUGAGGAGCUGACCCUCUUGUACCGAGCCCCCACCUUUUGGUGCCAGAAAAUUCUGUCAGGUGAGGUCCACGCCUACCUGGUCUCCACGGUGCCAAUCUUUGUCGUCAUGUACUGGCCGGACAAGGUCACGGGGUCAAAAGGUCAUUCAGGCAUGAUCCAGCUGGUUCCAAAUGAAAAUUGGCUGAGCUGGUAUUACAUCAGAGCACCUGACCUACAAAACAAGAACAGCUUCAUCUACUUGAGUAUUGUUGCCAUGACUACGGAUGUGGAUGGGAUCAGGAUCGGCUUCAACCAUCUGGACUCUACAGACGAGAACACGGUGAUCAAGGAACUGCUGUCCGGCUUCACCUUCAUUGCUCGGCUAGUCUCUAGCGGUCAAGGUCACGUGAUCCAGCACCUGCACCAGCACACCUUCGCCUGCUACACCCGGCUGGUUGUCAAGGCGGGACGGGUCCUAUAUCAGCAGGGGAUGGCGUUCAGAAACAUGACCCAGGUGGGUGGGGCACACAGGUGGGUGGGGCAGAGAUGA
Messenger RNA from Physella acuta, 1541 nucleotides. RefSeq lists its product as uncharacterized. The record is from RefSeq and is a predicted model, not a curated record. Lineage: Eukaryota; Metazoa; Mollusca; Gastropoda; Physidae.